AUGAGAUUGCUCUUUGGUUUUAUAUGUGUGCUGCUUGCAGAAGUGCAUGCGGUAGCGUGUAUAAACAUGACUUACAAUGAGAUGGUGGAAUGCUUUUGCAUGCCCGUGGGAUAUGUGCGUGGGGAAGAAGUUUGUGUGAGCCCGGAGUGGAUGGGGCACCCGGUGUGUGUAGAAAGGCUAGGAUGGCUGGGAUACAUGUACAACCUGCGGAGGUACGCGUACGGGCUGGAUACGAGCUUCAGCCUGCUUCCAAGCGGAGAGGUAGAUAAAAGCGGAAAAGAGGUGUACAUGUACGCCCGAGAGCCAGAAAAGGACAGGGCACACCAGCCCGAUGGCAUUAACAGCAAUGUAUUACUUGAAGGAGGUGGAGAGUACCGCGUGGCGUUCCAUCGCACGCUGGUGAAUAUGUUUGGCCUGCAGAAGAAGGGGGGCCUGACGGUUGAAACUGGACGGCCAUGCUCUUUCACAGAGUUUCUCCGGGAGAGCUGCAAAACAAAAACAGAGGCGCACUACGUGUUGACUGCGCUGGUUCUGCUGAGCGAGGGCAUGGACGUUCCGAUUGAGGCAGCUGGGAACAAAGUGAUUCUAAAAAAAAGAAAAGACAGCGAGGAGGUGCUGGUGGACGCAUAUAUAAACAUGCCAGCCGUGGAGAGUGGAGAAAUGCAGUCAUCCGAGACGUGGAAUGUAGUAAACUUCUUCAAGCGGUGCAGAAGCGCAUACAGGCUGCCGAGCACAUACGAAGAGUUUAAAACAGGAUACUUUCUGGAGAGCCCGCAGCUUCUUAUUCUCACCUACGUAGGCGAGUACGUGGAAAACGCGGAAGAGCUUAUGUCUGUGAUGGAGUGCAUAUUCAAGCUCGUGGAGGGCAUGGGCUUGGCUGAGAGCGUGGGAGACGCGGACAGCGUGGCCGGGCGGCUGUUUGUGCCUGAGAGCCGGAUGCCUAAGGCCCAAGCGAAUCUUGCGCCGUUUCUAGAGAUAUUUCCUGGUUUAACGGCCUUGGAGCACUUGGAAGAGUUUAACUAUUUUCAAAGAAAAGCCAGAUAUCCGGUCCUAAUUGACAGCGCCUCAGACGAGAAUAAGGAGAACUUUAACGAGCAUGCUACGAACUGCAGGUUUCUUGGAGCGUGUCUGCUAUUGCCGUGCCUGGCAUACAACCCAGAGAAGAACGCGUACAGCCUGGAGGGCCUGCUGGCCGGGGCCGAAAACACGGAGGAGGUGGCCAAAACCAGGGCGUUUUUUGAGGCAGUGCAGACACACAUAGAAGAGGGUUUUUCUUUGGGCUGGCUGAAGGAAGGACAUGUGCAAAAACGAAGAGACCUGUGGAUCAUGGUGCAUAGGCAGUUUGUAGAGGCGCUGGGGAGUUUGGAGCCGACGGUUCUAAACCAGAUGCGCGUGCUUGCGCUGAUGACCGGGCGGCCGCAGGCCGUGAUGGACGAGCUGGCAGCGCACCAGGCAGCCAUGGAUGCGGAAAGAAGGACAGAAUUAACUCCUGAGGCGAUCGAGUGCGUUCGGGCGCUGCUGCGCUCGAUAGCAGUGGACAAAGGCGUGGCGGUGACGAUUAGAGAGGACUUCGGUUUCUUUAGAGGCAAAGAAUACAUAAUUACAAUACGUCAUGUGCCCGAAGGCAUCAACAGAUGUGAAACAACGGCGGUGUUCACACAAGAAGAGACUUGGAUGAGAAAUCAAUUUUUUCCUCACCGAACUCUCUCUAGCAGAGAGGAGAAUGUGUUGGGCACGGCGGUCGUGCAGUACAGGAGGGAAGCGCUGUUUUCUGGCUAUGUGCUUGCAGAGUGCAUGCAACGAAUGGCAGCUGUAAAGGACAUUUUAAACCUUGCAAACAGAACAGUUGAAGAUGUGCAAGAAGCUGCGCGGUGGACAGUUGAGUGCAGUCCAGCAAGGCCAACCCGCGUUCUGAUGGCGCUGCCAGCUAUGAGCAAUUACUUCAGGAAGGAGCUUGUCUAUGCGCUGGUGCUGUAUGCCGAGCAGAAGAAGAUUGUGCUGACGCUGGCACACCCAGUGGGUCGACUGAUUGCGAACAUGAUAGGGAGCAUUGACCUUAGCGACUCGACAAACCGGCGUUAUAUCCUGAAAGUGCCUAUAGUCUCUAGCACUCUGCAGGUGCUGUGUCCAGCGCUGCAGCUGUCUGAAAAGUCGCGAUGGGAGCUUUGGAACUCAUACAUGCUUAAUAUUCAUUUCGUGCCGUAUCCCUUCGAAAAUACCGAUUUGCUUACACGGGAAAACCUUAUGUGGUGUCUUCGAGCGUACGCAGAGAAACAAAAUGCGCCGCUGUUCAGGUGUAAGCUGCUGCAUAAACAUGCGAACAUAGCAAAGCAUAGCAAGUAUCUGUUUUCGACGGACCCGAUGGCAUCCCUACAAGAGAUAUGUGCGCUUGUUCUAGCAGAUAAUGCGGGAGAAGACCUGGUGACGGCCAAGGCCCUGGCCAAUGCGCUGCGGCUGUCCUGGCUGGCGAUUCUUUUGGAGAGGGGCUUGGAGGAGAAUCGAGACGCAAUUGUCGAGAUUUACAAGACUGUUAAGCCAGGGUAUCUUGAAAAAGACCUUAGAAGGCUUUGCGAUUUUUGGUGGUACGUAAAUCUAAACUCUACCCUAGACAGCCUGAAUAGAGCAAGGAAUGCUCUUGUAGGGGAAGGCGGCUGCGCGAAGUUUGAAGCGCUGUGUGAACUCUACCGCCAAGCAUGCACUAGAUUCCAGGGUUGA
Molecule: messenger RNA, 2715 nt
Organism: Nematocida major
Lineage: Eukaryota; Fungi; Microsporidia
Exons: 1
Coding region: 1-2715 (904 amino acids)
Source: RefSeq, a predicted model, not a curated record